This is a messenger RNA of Orycteropus afer afer, 1492 nucleotides long. NCBI's taxonomy places the organism in Eukaryota, Metazoa, Chordata, Mammalia, Tubulidentata, Orycteropodidae. The record is from RefSeq and is a predicted model, not a curated record.
UCACUGAGGAAGAGGCAGUAGGAGUCACUGCUUUCCUCCUCCUCUCCCCUCCCUGCCGCCGCCCGCCGCAAAGCCAGGCCUGGGCUGCCGGUAGGUUGUCUUGGCAACGGGAGGCGGAGAGGAGAUGCGCCGAGGGAUGGAGGUGUAUGUCACCGAGGAAGCUGCAGAGCUCCUGCCCCACGCCCCAGGUCCUUGAAGCCAGAGGAGAAUCACCGAGGGAUGAGGACGCCACAGCUUGGUAGUACGCCCUUUCUGCUUUCUUGGUUCCGACUGCGCAGUGCCCAGGAGCAGGACAGAGCCUGAACCCUUGUCCUCUCCCUCCCUCACCGGGGUCUGCAACUGAUCUGACCAGCGAGCUCCCUGCUGCAUGGAACGGCUGCAGAAGGCCAAGAUGGACAACCAGGUGCUGGGCUACAAGGACCUGGCUGCCAUCCCCAAGGACAAGGCCAUCCUGGAUAUUGAGCGUCCUGACCUCAUGAUCUAUGAGCCCCACUUUACCUAUUCCCUCCUGGAACACGUGGAACUGCCCAGAAGCCGAGAGCGCUCUCUGUCACCCAAAUCCACAUCCCCCCCACCAUCCCCAGAGGUAUGGGCAGAGAGCCGGUCCCCUGGAAUCAUCUCUCAGGCUUCAGCCCCCAGAACUACUGGGACACCCCGGACCAGCCUGCCCCAUUUCCAUCACCCUGAGACCUCCCACCCAGAUUCCAACAUCUACAAGAAGCCACCCAUUUACAAGCAAAGAGAAUCUGUGGGAGGCAGCCCUCAGAGCAAGCACCUCAUUGAGGACCUCAUCAUUGAGUCAUCCAAGUUCCCUGCAGCCCAGCCUCCUGACCCCAACCAGCCAGCCAAGAUAGAAACUGACUACUGGCCAUGUCCCCCAUCGCUGGCCGUUGUGGAGACAGAAUGGAGGAAGCGGAAGGCAUCUCGGAAAGGGGCAGAAGAGGAGGAAGAGGAGGAAGAUGAUGACUCUGGAGAUGAGAUGAAGGCUCUCAGGGAGCGUCAGAAAGAGGAACUCAGUAAGGUUACUUCCAACUUGGGAAAGAUGAUCUUGAAAGAAGAGAUGGAAAAGUCAUUGCCUAUCCGGAGGAAAACCCGCUCACUGCCCGACCGAACGCCCUUCCACACCUCUUUGCACCCUGGAACAUCUAAGUCAUCUUCUCUCCCUGCCUACGGCAGAACCACCCUGAGCCGGCUACAGUCCACAGACUUCAGCCCAUCGGAGAGUGAGACUGGAAGCUCAGGCCUGCAGAUCUAUCCCUAUGAAAUGCUCGUAGUGACCAAUAAGGGGCGGACCAAGUUGCCUCCAGGUGUGGAUCGGAUGCGGCUUGAGAGACAUCUAUCAGCCGAGGACUUCUCAAGGGUAUUCUCCAUGUCUCCCGAAGAGUUUGGCAAGCUGGCUCUGUGGAAGCGGAAUGAACUCAAGAAAAAGGCCUCUCUCUUCUGAUUGCCCCCUCCCUCUCCAUGACCAUCCCCUCCCCCUCCCGCUUCAGGG